Molecule: messenger RNA, 3632 nt
Organism: Cherax quadricarinatus
Lineage: Eukaryota; Metazoa; Arthropoda; Malacostraca; Decapoda; Parastacidae
Gene: Skp2
Product: S-phase kinase-associated protein 2
Biological process (GO): SCF-dependent proteasomal ubiquitin-dependent protein catabolic process
Cellular component (GO): SCF ubiquitin ligase complex
Molecular function (GO): protein binding
Source: RefSeq, a predicted model, not a curated record
AAGUGACUGAAAGAGACGUUGCCGGGCCACCCAGCUGAUCGUGUCAACAAACUUGGCGCCCAAAUCAGUCUCCAUUGACUGACUGUGAAGGAAAAACCGAUAUUUUUCCGUGAUUUUUUCUUGCCAUGGAGCUGGUGCUGCCUUCAGGAAAGCGCAGUUAUGAUAAAGAGAAUAGCAAUAAUAAUAUGAAGUGCACAAGGUGGAGUUUGGGUGGUGAUGUUGGCACCAAUCCUCCACUCCUUGCAGACAUGGGACUUUCAAUCCUACAGGAUGAAGAGGCUGCUGGGGUACCCACACCUACUCCCCCAACAACAGAAGUUAAUGUAGACAACCCACCUCCACCUCCAAAGGUAUUACAGCAGUCUAACCAGAAUAUAAUAAGCAAUGGGUCCUUUUUUUCGGAUGAUUCUGUAAAUGAAGAAGAAUUUUUUGUGUAUAAACGUAGAAGACUAGAUGCUAUUGCUGGGGGUGAUAAAUUUAAUCGCAUGUCUGAUGAGUUGAUAUUAGCAGUUUUUCGUUGGCUUCCAAAAUUCAUGUUAGCUAGAUGUGCUCAAGUAAGCAGACGUUGGAAGAGACUAGCUUUUGAUGAGACACUGUGGCGAAGACUUGAUCUUGGAGGCAAGACACUUAAACCAGGAGUUGUGGGUCGAGUCAUUCUCAGAGGGUCAAAUAUUCUUAGACUUGCAAAGGCUGAGGUGGGCAACCCAAUCUUUUCACCACAAUUGCACUACUUGCCGAGCAUUCCACCAAUAAGAAGCAAGCUACAAUAUCUUGACCUUAGUAUGGCAGCCAUUGAGCCACAAGCACUCGAAGAGUUGCUGAGUGUGUGUUUUGAUCUCAAGAAACUCAGCUUGGAACACUGCACUCUAACUCAGUCAGUCUGUUCACACAUUGCUAACAAUUCAAACUUGGAGACACUAAAUCUUGCAAUGUGUUAUGGAUUGUGUCAUUCGUACCUAGUUAACAUUCUCAAUCAUUGUAAAAGGCUACAAAGUUUGAAUUUGGCUUGGACAGCACUAAGUGCUGGAGAUUUAGGUGUGAUUUGUCGUCGUUUCCCAGCUUCUUUAGAACGACUUAACAUAUCUGGGUGCAGAAAUACACUAUCAGAUGCACAUGUACGAUUGCUGGCAGAGCAGGCCCCUGGGCUGGUAGAAUUGGAUGUAAGUGAUGGAACUCAAUUAACUGCUUCUGCUGUCUCAAUCAUCAUCAGUGAAUUGCGUCAUGUUGAAUACUUGGCAUUUUCCAGAUGCUACACUAUACAUCCAGAUGCUUACCUUGAAUUAAAGUCAAUGCCACAUUUAUUAUACCUGGAUGUAUAUGGUAUCCUCAGUGAGAAUGCUCUGAGCACUCUACGACUUAGUCUUCCGCACAUCAACAUCAACAAGUACUUAUUUUCUUCAGUUGCUAGGCCCACCGUUGGAAUCCGUAGAACGUCUGUGUGGGGACUGAGAGUGAGAGAUUAAGUUAUUACUGUUGAAGACAGGAUAAUUGUAAUCACCCAGACAGUUCCAUUUUCUGACACUACUUUCCAGUGACAAAUCACAUGACACUUGUCUGCCAGCUCAUCUCAACCCCUCUUCAUUAUAGGAUUACAUAUAGCAAUAAAUUAAAAUGUUAUCCCACCCUUCAGAAACAUGGUUGUGAAAGAACAUAUCAGUUUUUGAUUAAAUAUUUAAAAAACUUAAUGCCUACACAGUGUCAGUGGUAUUUUAUUGCAUCAAGAAUUAUUUGCAGAACGGUUGGAAUAUUAUCGGCAGUACAAUUCUGUAUAGAUUUAUACACGAGGUGAAAUUACACAUCAAAUUAUUCUGGUAUUUUAUUGCAUCAAGAAUUAUUUACAGAAUGAUUAGAAUAUUAAUUAUUAGCAGUACAAUUCUGUAUAGAUUUAUACACAAGAUGAAAUUACACAUCAAGGCAUAAUGUGGUGGAAUAUUGUUAAGACCCAAGUGGUAACUAAAUAUGUUAUAUGCCUUGUGUGUCAUGAGGCUUUUGAACAUUUAGAAUUUUUUGGGGGUAAAAAAAAAUUUUUUUUGUGACUUUCAUAGGGAUGAGGAAUAUGAUUUACGUAAUUCAAUUGAGAGCUAGCUUGAGGGUAUUGUUUUUUUUUUUUGUGUGUGUAAUUGGACUUUUGACUUUGUUAGUUUAUUAACAAAAGUGAUAACUUUAUCACAGUGCAUGCUGAUGAGUUGUAAAGAAUGUGUUGUAUUGAAAAUUUAAUUUGAUAAACUUAAUUUACUGUGAAGUUACAAAAUUUAAAAAUGUUUCCUUGUCUGGCCUUUGCUUAUUUCAUUAAAAUUUUCAUUACUUUGCCAGGCCACGGCUAAGUUGGUGGCAUGUUAAUCUAAGUUUUAUAGCUAAACGAUUAAUGCAUUUUUUAAAUGUUAAAUAAUGUCGAUUGUUUACUUCCAAGAAGUAUUCUAUGGUUCAGUAACUGCAAAGACUAAUAAAAGCAUCUUGAAAAUGCAAAUUAGUAUUUCUCAAGUAUUUUACAAAACAUACUUGAGGAAAUCAGUAUGAAUGUAAAAUACUGUGAUAAAUUUUUAAUAAUGUAUUCAUCAAAAUAAAUUUGUGGCAUAUCACAAUGUUUAGACAUCGAUGUUGUAAAUACUUUUGGAAGGUAAUUACUGCAUAAAUAAUUGCAUCUUUCAAUCUGCAAAUCAUUGAGGAUUUAAAAUUAUAAUUUGUCAACACCUUAGCCUACCAUUCAUCACUCCUUUAUAUUUUCCCUGAAAAUCGUGUAAUUGUAUUUAUUUGGUUCAUGUGUACAUAAUAGUUCUGUCAUUUACAUUGCCCUUGAAUGGAUUUAUUUGUGUGAAAUGUAAGUCAUUCUUGAGUUGCUCAAUGCAUUAGUUAAGAUUAAAUUUACAGAUAAUUGUGGUGUGUGAUAAAAAGAAUUCUGGAAUUCCUUCUAAGUAAAAUUAAGUCACAAUUCCUUGAUUGGAGCAAUUAACUACAACACUCAGAAUUUUGAUAUGAAACUAGACAAUGUUUAGUGUCUUGGACAAAUGUCCAAGACGCGACUUGAUAGUCAUUUAGGAUAGACCGAAGUGUCUAAAGUUUCAUCUCCAAAUUGUUGGUUUUGAAUCUUAAGUUUUCACUACUGCAUAUAACCCUUUUUAUUCCUAUAAUCAGAGUUGGAAAAUUUGUAGCAUUCCCAAAUAUAAUUGAUACUAUCUUCAUAUUGCAAGUUUUUGGAGAUACUUUCAUGAUGGUUGGGAUGUAAUGGACAGUAACUAAACUGUAUGUGCAGAACUGUCAGUGGGUUGUCUAGAAGGAAAGAAUGACAAGCUAAAAACGAAUGUUGUGGAUUUCAUAGUGAAGUGGAAGAAGUAUCAGUGCAGUUAGUGUGGUCACGUUGAAGACUUAGAGGAACAGAAAAUACUCCAUUUACUGAUCUUGUAAUAAUGCCUUUGUGGACCAACCAAACCAAUUCCUUAAUUAUAUAUAAAAAAAAAAUAUGCAAUUAUUUUUAUACAAUUACUGUAUUUAAUUACCACUGUUUAUUUAGAAUGUUUAAAAAAAAAAACCAUAUUGCAGAAUAUAUGAAUUGUUUUCAGGGCUAACAUUUUGAUUUUAGAAAUUGCAUCCAUUGCAAUUAACAGAAAUUUUGAAUAAAAGUUUACUGAACCAUA